AUGGCGGACAACCUCACCUCCUCCGACAGCAACUCAACCACUCUCUCCGAAUUUGACAAGGGACAUGCGGGACACAAGGGGAAACUGACUGAAGACUACUUUCAGUUGAGCGACGAAGAACUCGCUUUCUAUAAGCAAUUCACGAAGAUCGAAGAUGAUGCGGAAAUGAUUCAGCACAUCGUCCGUAUACAGGCUGAAGCCUACGAGGUAUUCCCGUACCCGUGUAUCCGCUGGUUCGACUUUGUGAGACUGAGGAUCACUCACAUUCCGGCGUACGAGCGUCUGCUGAAGCUCGGGCGGGAAAGAGAGGGUGCCCUGUACCUCGACCUGGGGACUUGCUUCGGGAGCGCCAUCCGGAAGCCGGUUCUCGACGGUUUUCCGGCCAAGAACUGCAUAGCGUCCGAUCUUCGCAAAGAAUUCUGGGACAUGGGGUAUCAGCUCUACAAAGACUCCCCGGAAACGUUCCCGGUCCCGUUCGCUCAGGGCGAUGUAUUGGACCCGUCCUUCCUGAAGCCCUUGCCACCGAUUGAUACUCCACUCGAUGACCCCGCUCCAGAACUCUCGCAACUCACUAGCCUCACGCCGCUCGCCGGCAGGCUCUCUGCGAUCCACGCGACGUUCUUCUUCCAUCUCUUCAGCGAGGAGAAGCAGCUACAGAUCGCGCAGUCGCUCGCGGGCCUGCUGUCUCCGCUCCCCGGGUCCAUGGUCUUCGGUUCGCACGUCGCGUACCCGACGAAGGGCACGAUCAUCACUCGUCCCACGGGCGCACCUGUACCCAUGUUCUGUCAUUCGGCGGAGUCGUGGGAGGAGAUGUGGAACGGGACGGUGUUCAAGAAGGGAAGUGUCAAGGUGGAGGCGGAGUUGUCUACGCUUCCGGUGCCCAAGGGUGCCCUGGACCACGAGUACUGGCAGCUGGUAUGGUCUGUAACAAGGGUUUAG
Rhodofomes roseus is the source of this 939-nucleotide messenger RNA. RefSeq lists its product as uncharacterized. The record is from RefSeq and is a predicted model, not a curated record. The coding region runs from base 1 to 939 and encodes 312 amino acids. Lineage: Eukaryota; Fungi; Basidiomycota; Agaricomycetes; Polyporales; Fomitopsidaceae. The transcript is spliced from 5 exons.